This is a messenger RNA of Brettanomyces bruxellensis, 2331 nucleotides long. RefSeq lists its product as uncharacterized. The transcript has a single exon. The coding region runs from base 1 to 2331 and encodes 776 amino acids. The record is from RefSeq and is a predicted model, not a curated record. NCBI's taxonomy places the organism in Eukaryota, Fungi, Ascomycota, Pichiomycetes, Pichiales, Pichiaceae.
AUGGGUGCUGGAUCCAAUCCGUAUAAUGAAGAGCUCAUACUAAAAUCUUAUGGUCUUCUUGAUUCAUCAACCAUCGAGCAGUUGGGUUCUACACUUGGUAGGGAAUGUUCAACAAAGACAACCAAAAAAGUUCCACCAAGACUUACCGGAAUUCGGCAUAGUGCACAUAAUUUAUUGGAAGAUAGCCUGAUUCCGAUGCCCAAAGGUGGAUUUCAUGAAAGGGCAAUUGCAACUAUAAAUGCAUCCAGAAAACCGUCUGAAAAGGCACUAAGAAACAGGUCACACUACUUUCAAGCUACCUCAUCCAUGAAGGACAAGUCUCAUUUUCCACUGAAGAUAAAGAGUACGAAGUUAAAUGGAUACACAAGGAAGAAAUUUGCUGAAUUGAGGAGCAAGUUCAAAACUUCUGGACCCGCACAGACACAUACAAUGCCUGAAGUACAUGUUAUUCGUCCAAAUAAGCCGCAUUCUUCUCUUCCAAAUGUUAUCCCAGAAUCAGACAUGUCAAAAUCUCCUGAAAGAAGUAUUACAGAUAAUGAAACGUUACAAACGCCUGCGGUAAAUUCAAGAUUUUUGUUUAAUGAGUCUUCACAGACAAAUUCUGUUCCACCAUACAUUGGUCCAAAUCAAGAAAAACCCAAAAGAAGGCACCAGACGACUAAAGACGGUGAUGCAUGCAUUUUCUGUGGGCUCCCUCUCUAUGAUACACUCUCCAUUGAAGGAAAAGAGCAAGUUAUUGAUCUUUCCUGUGAACACCAAGUUCAUGAGCAAUGUCUUUUGCUCGAGAUGGAAUUAAAAAAUAUGAGUUUGCAGGACUCAACUGAUACAUCACUCUCCAGUUCACCUAUAGAUGAGGCUGUUAUGCGAAAUAAUUCAUAUCCAAAGUGUCCGAAGUGCAAUAAUGGUACAAUUGCAGUGCCCAGAGACUCAGAGAUCAAAGAUAGGCUUGGAGUACAGAUUUUACUUUAUCCCAAAACCAAUUUAUUACAGAAGCUUCUUGGGAAAUCCACAGGUGCAAAAAUUGACUAUAGCCCUGUUCAAGUUGCUGGCGAUGGAAUUUCAUCAAUGGUAGCAUCAUCUGUGAAUUCUUUAUCAUCAAAUUCUUCUCCUGGCUCCAAUACAUCUUUCAAAUUGGAUUCUAAGCUUCGUGAAGAGAUAUUACCGGUACCUCCUGACUGGGUCUUAAUGUAUGAUGUUGAAGAUCUCCGGAAGAAAUUUAUUACAGAGUUAAACACGAUGGUUGAAGAUCAGGAUGUGAAUUCACUAAAUGAAGAUCUCAUUUUAACGCGAAGCCUCCUAGACUCCUUUGGAUCCCUUCGUCUAUUUGACAAAAUAUCCUUUAGAUUUGAGAAUCAAAGGAACUUUUUACAAUGGUAUUGCUACUUUUUUAAACAUAUGCUUGUAUUCUUGGAGCCUCGAAAAGCUUUGUUCGCUUUAGAACCGAUCACGCCUUUAAUUCGCAUAAAGGCUGUUUCCGAUUCUGAGUUGUCGAUCUCAGGGGGCCAAAGAAAUUUAUUGUCUGUCAAUUUAAAGAGUGAUUAUCCUGGACUCAUUUCUAAAUGGAGGAACGCACUUGAGAAUAACAAGGCUUUAUUUGGGUUAGAUUUAUUGACAUCAACUGUCUCCGAGGAUGAAUUCAAACCUAUCUUGGAAAAAAUGAAAACGGAUGAGGUGCCAACUACAAUUCCCCUCCGGAAUUCCCCAAAAAUAAACAAAAAUAUUUAUGAGUACACAUUUUCUGCGAUUAAUAAUGAUGACACACCGGAUAAUAUCGUGGUGCUGAUAAAUGAAAUGGAUAUGCGAACAAAAAAAUCAUUUAUAUCUAUUGUGAACAUUUUCCGCUGCUUUGAUAUAUUGAACAUAAAUACUGCUGCGAUAUUUUCUUCCAUAGAUCUUCCCACAUGGGAUAGUAUGUGUGAAAAUGUGGUACAUUUUGGGAAGAAAGAUUUUGAGGAUAAUGCAGCCCAGCUCAAGGCGAAAAUUCUCAGGAUGCAAACUAAUCUUAAAGCUAUGGACUCAAAUCGCAAGAAUGAAGACAAAAGAACUAUCAUGAAUCUUGUUGAAUCUGCAAUUGACAAGUGGAAGAUCGGCAAAACUAUGUUGGUCAUACUUUCGGAUUCUGCCCUUGAUAAUUUUAAGUCGGCUGGAAUUCAAAGUGUCUUGAUAGAGAUUAACACAAAAGAAGCAUGUAACGAUUCUGGAUCCGAAAUAGUCAAUAUUUUAAACUGGGAAGAUAUUAUGGAAGUUCUUUGUGAAAAGUGUCACCUAGAUUUUGACAAUGUUUGCUUAUCUGAUGAUAGCACGAAGGACGAUGAACUGGACGCUAAUUGA